AUGACGGCGAAGACAAAGCAAGUGAACCACUCACAACGAGAUGUGGGUUAUACCCUGACAAUGAAAAAGGAUAUCGGCACAGCGACUCAAGAGGUCACUAGCGAUCUGGAACAGCUUAGCAAUAACGAAGAUGGAAAAGCCUUUCAGGAAAGGGAGAAGGGGGAAAUAUCUCUUCUCAACGAUGCCGACAUGUUGAAAUUGGCAGAUUGGAACCGCACAAUGCCAACACAAGUAGACUGGUGCGUGCAUCACCAGAUAACGGAGCAGUGCCAGGCCCAGCCAAAUGCCCCUGCUGUGUGUGCCUGGGAUGGCAACUUCACGUACGGCGAAAUUGAUCAAUUAUCCACCGCCUUAGCUGUCCAGCUGGCAGGUUACGGUGUGGGACCUGAGAUGUUCGUGCCGCUGUGCUUUGAGAAGUCCUGCUGGACAGCUGUGGCAAUUCUAGGAGUUUUGAAGGCAGGAGCUGCCUUUGCACUGCUAGACUGUAACCAGCCGCAGUCGCGAUUGCAAGAGCUAUGUGAUAGUGUGAAUGCCACGCUUGUACUAUCUUCUCGGGACAACAAGAGUCGUAGCCAGAAGUUGGCAGAUACAGUGAUUGUGUUGAGUAGAACGAUGGAGUUCCCCGGUGAAUCGUACGAUUCUAGUGCUAUAUCCUUCGCCCAGCCACACAACGCUGUCUAUGCCAGCUUUACCUCUGGAUCCACGGGAAAGCCCAAAGUCGUUGUGGUGGAGCAUUCGGCGUAUUGCUCUAACGUCCUGGCUCACAGCAAGGAGUUGCACUUUGACAAACAUUCUCGUGUCCUACAAUCCGCGUCAUACGCAUUUGGCGCCAGCAUUAUGCAAAUCGUCACGACCUUGAUGGUUGGUGGAUGUGUCUGUGUGCCGUCAGAGUCAGAAUGUCUUGACAAUAUCGCAGCCGCAGCGCGCAAACUUCAAGUCAACUGGGCUCUUUUCACGCCCUCCGCUCUAAGGACAAUCCAGCAAGAGGACCUCUCCUGCUUGAAACAUGUUGUUCUUGUGGGGGAACCGCCAGCACGGGAGGACAUUGCAGUUUGGGCAGAUCACACCCAAGUCAUGAAAGGUUACGGUUCUGCCGAGUGCUCUGUGUGCUGUGCUGUAGCUCAAGAUAUGAAGCUACUCUCGAAUCCACAAUCGAUUGGCAGGAUGGCGGGAGGCGUUAGCUGGGUGGUUGAUGCGGACAAUCACCACAAAUUGGUGCCUUUAGGGGUAGUUGGAGAGUUGAUUGUGGAGGGUCCAAUCCUUGCACGGGGAUAUCUGAACGAUACGAAGAAGACAACCGAAGCCUUUAUAGACCCACCGAGUUGGUUUUCAGAGUUUUGUGAGAGGUACAACAAGAUAUCAAGAUGUGGUCGCCGACUUUACAAGACGGGUGACUUGGUCCGGUACGACGCGGAUGGCAGCCUGCUAUUUAUCGGGCGGAAAGACACACAGGUCAAGAUCCGCGGCCAAAGGGUGGAGUUAGGCGAGGUCGAGCAUCAUGUUCGGCAGGGUUUGGCAGGCAAUGCCGGUCCGCAAGCUGUGGCUGAGGUGGUGACACCACUUGGCAGCGACGUCCCGAUGCUGGUAGCAUUCAUCGCGAUUGGCGAGGAGGCAAACGAGAGUCCAGACCAUGUGCGAGCUGCACUCGCCAAAUUGACACAGGGGGUGGAGGAUUGGUUGAUGGAACAUGUGCCACGUUACAUGGUACCGAGCGUGUAUAUUGCUGUGGACAUGAUUCCCAUGACAGCGACGGGCAAGACCGACCGCAGACAGUUACGCGAGUUAGGUGGAGCGCUGACACUGGAGCAGCUGGCAGAGUUACAGCCAUCCCGUAGCACACUCCGGGUUCCGACGACAGCGCUAGAAGAGCAGCUACACAGACUGUGGACUCGCGUGCUCAAACUCCCUCCCAAUAGAAUAGGGGUCGACGAUAGCUUCCUGCGGAUCGGUGGCGACUCCAUCACGGCCGUGCAGCUUGUUGCAGCAGCUCGAGAGGACGGUCUUUCGUUGACCGUGGCGGAUAUCUUCAGUACACCACGCCUCAGCGACAUGGCACAUAUUGUCAAGAUAGAUAGCUCCGUUGAUGAACACAUUGCACCAUUCUCCCUACUCCAGCCAGGGAUCCCGGUGGAUCUGGCGCGGACCCAGGUCGCGCUCCAGUGUAAGGUGGACAUGGGUCUGGUGGAAGAUAUCUUUCCAUGCACGCCGCUGCAGGAAGGGAUGCUCAGCAUGAAUGCCAAGCGAGCGGGUGCCUACAUCAGCCAGAAUACGCUUGAGCUUCGGGGCAACGUCGACAUCAGGCGCUUGGAACGAGCGUGGCAGGAGGUAGUGGCAAUGACACCAAUCCUGCGAACGCGAGUUGUGGAUCUGGUGGGGCAAGGGUUGGUCCAGGUUGUGGUUGCAGGGCAGGCCCCAUUCGUCACAGGCCAAAACCUUCGGGCGUAUUUACAAGCAGACAAAAAUGAGACUAUGGGCCUGGGGAAGCCCCUUGCGAGGUUUGCUAUCAUGGACGGCCCUGGGGCCCUGCGGCCGACAUUCGUGUGGACAGCACACCAUGCACUGUUCGAUGGUUGGUCGAUGCCAAUAAUCUUCAAACAACUGGAACAAGCCUACCACGGCCAUACGCUAGAUCGGCUAGUUCCGUUCCAGGGAUUCAUCAAACAUAUCUUGCAGAGUGGUGAUGACACCAUGGCCACAGAGGAGUACUGGCAGAGCCAGCUUGGCGGAUGCGAGCCGAUGGCAUUCCCUAGUCUACCGUUGCCAGACUACGAGCCACGAGCGGACGAGGGGGUACAACACUAUAUAUCACAGUUACAGUGGCCGAGGAGUGAUAUUACUGCAUCAACGGCUAUCCGUGCAGCGUGGGCAAUUCUCCUGGCUCAAUACACGAAUUCCCCUGAUGUGAUCUUUGGGGCCACGGUAACCGGACGGCAUCAAACAGUUCCUGGAAUAGAGCGAAUCGCAGCUCCCACAAUUGCGACAGUUCCACUGCGAAUUAGAUGGAGCUGGGAGGAUGGUCUUCAAGAUCUGCUACAGCAAGUGCAGACACAGGCUAGUUCCAUGACUGCAUACGAGCAGAUGGGGCUCCAGCGGAUUCGGCGGAUCAGCCCCAGUACCGAACAGGCCUGCCAAUUCCAAACACUGUUGGUAGUUCAGCCUGCAGCGCGAGAAAGUGAGACCCCACCUCCGGAUAUGUUAUUUGAAGUACCCAGCCAGGAGAAUGACGAGGAUGAUGAAAGUGCUCGGAAGCUGAGCACAUCCAACACGUACGCGUGUAUGGUGGAGUGCCAUCUCGGAGAGGAUAGCCUUCAACUACGGGUGAACUUUGAUUCCCGAGUUAUCGAGAAGGUGCAGGUACAGCGAAUCGCAUGGCAUUUGGAGCACUUGCUACGUGAAAUUUGCGUGGGCCGGGCCAUGCCAAUUGCGGUCGGCGACCUGGUGGGGCCGAGCGCCAAGGAUCACCACCAACUUCAGGAAUGGAAUGGAAAGAUGCCGGCGCAGGUGAACCGUUGUGUCCAUGCGCUAGUCGCCGAGCGGUGCCAGGCCCAGCCUGCCGCCCCGGCCGUGUGCGCGUGGGACGGUGACCUGACAUACGGCGAGCUAGACGUGCUGUCGUCGGCGCUGGCCGCGCAUCUAGCCGAGCGCGGCGUAGGGCCCGAGGUUUUUGUGCCGGUCUGCUUCGAAAAGUCGCGGUGGACGAUAGUAGCAAUGCUAGGGGUGAUGAAAGCAGGGGGUGCAUUUGUGCUACUCGACCCGUCGCAUCCUCGGGCACGGCGGCAGGUAAUCUGUCGCGCCGUGUCGGCCGAGCUGGUUGUGGCAUCCGCAUCGCAGGCUGCAGCUGCAGCCGAGUUAAUAGCGCAGGUGGUCGUGGUAGGUGAUAAUGUGACGACAUGGCAGACUAGCGGUGGCUGGAAAAGGUCAUCAGUGACGCCUGACAAUUCACUUUACACCAUAUUCACCUCCGGUUCGACCGGUACGCCUAAAGGAGUGGUCGUUCCACACGCGGCAUUUGCCAGCGGCGGAUUCGCGCAUGGUCGUACCGAUCACCUCACAGCCCAAUCCCGAGUCUUCCAAUUUUCGUCCUAUGCAUUUGAUGUUAGCAUCAUUGACAUCCUUACCGCGUUGAUAGUUGGCAGCUGUAUUUGUGUCCCUUCGGAAGCUUCCCGACGCGAUGAUAUUACCAAGGCAGCUAGUCAGCUACGCGUCACAUGGGCGCAACUAACUCCAUCGACCGCUAAGUUGCUGCGAAGAGAAGAUAUUCCAACAUUACAGACCUUAGUCCUAGCUGGCGAGGCGGUGACAUUGAGGGACAUCGAGCCUUGGAUUGGACACGUCAAAUUGGUGAACGGAUAUGGCCCAGCGGAGUGCUCUGGACUAUCUAGUAUACAUCCAGGACUGGGAAGAUCUGAUGCAAACAACAUUGGAUGGGCACCCAGCUCCGUGUUUUGGAUAGUCAACAGAGAUAAUCACGAGCAACUUGUGCCGAUCGGGGCGGUGGGCGAGCUGUUGAUUGAGGGCCCAAUCGUCGGGCGCGGCUACCUCAAUAACCCAGUCAAAACUGCAGAGGCAUUUAUCAAUCUGCCAGCCUGGCUGCAAGAAUUUCGCCGUAAGAGCAAUCCUCAAGCUGCCGCUGAUUAUCCGACUAUCAACCGGCUGUAUAAGACGGGUGACCUGGUUCGGUACGCCGCAGACGGAUCGAUGCGAUAUCUCGGGCGUAAGGACACGCAGGUCAAGCUAAGGGGACAGCGCAUCGAGGUGGGCGAGGUCGAGUACCAUACACGAGAGUGUUUCCCAGGCGCGCGUGAUGUGGUAGUUGAGGUGGUGACGCCAGCGGAGGCCAAACGGCCGCCUAUGCUUGUAGCAUUUGUGUGGACUGACGAUAUCAACGGUGCCAAGAGUAGUGAUACUAAGAGAGAUGACAAUGAGAGAGCUGAACACAAAGCGGAUGAGCUUCUGGCCAGCCCCACUGACGCCUUCCGCGCAAUUAUCCCUAGAGUCGAGGCCGGCCUUCAUGACGCUGUGCCGUCCUACAUGGUCCCAGCUGUGUUCCUCCCCCUGGUAGCCAUUCCUCUCACUGCCACCGGCAAGACCGACCGCCGCAGGCUCCGCGAGCGCGCGGCCACUCUUACCCGGGCCGAGAUGGAGGCGUACAGCAGCCCUGCGAUGGCGAAGCGUGCACCCGCCACAGCUGCGGAGCGGACACUCCAGCAGCUGUGGGCACGGGUCCUGCACCUCGCCCCUGACUCAAUUGGCGCAGACGACAGCUUCUUCCGUGUAGGUGGUGACUCAAUUUCUGCAAUGUACCUCGUCGGUUUGGCAAGGGGUCAAGGAUUCGAACUAUCUGUUUCGCAGGUUUUUGCACUCCGACAGCUAAGCGUCCUGGCCAAAGCACUUAUCAAAAGCCAAAUCGUCGACACGAGCAAGAGUAUCGACCCGUUCUCGCUCCUGGAUCCUCAACAAAAGUCUGUCAUUUUACACUCACGGCCGAGUGGUCUAUCCCUUACCAACGACGCAGUACUUGAUAUUAUUCCAGUGACAGAUUCACAAGUCUUCUUUUUGACCCAAUGGUCUCUGAGCUGCUUUUCCUAUUCAAUUCAAGGCAUGGUUGACGCCGAUAGGCUACGCCUGGCUUGUCAUUCCCUUGUGCAGGCUCAUGCUAUCAUGCGUACGGUUUUUAUUAAGCACCAGGGCAAGUUACUUCAGGUUGUUUUGAAGUCUAUCAAUCUUCCAUUCGAUCACAUUCAUACCGAAAAGCCUCUCGAGCCCAUUUGGAGAUCUCUCUGUGAGAUCGAUUCUAAGGAGGAAUCUGUCUCGGGCAAGCCGCUUGUUAAGUUCACCCUCAUCUCACGGUCACAAACAGAACAUAUUUUCACUGUCCGCCUCUCGCAUGCCCAGUAUGAUGGUGCUUCUAAACCAAUGAUCCUCACUGAUCUCGUGGCUGCUUACAAUGAAGACAUUCAAUCUGGCCCGGUUUGCGCGACAUUCCCUGACUAUGUGUACUACUGUGCCAGCAACGGCUCCGACACUGCAUUCGAAUUUUGGAAAGAUUGUCUGCAAGGCUCAGCGAUGACAAUGCUUCCAUGUUUAGAUCUGCGGGGAGAAACUCUGACGGAUAUCCACGAGACCGCCUUUGGAGACCUACCCAGCGCGUUCGAAGAUAUCACAAUCCCAAUCUUGGUCAACGCAGCUUUCUCCUUUAUCCUUUCAAACCUGACCCAGAAGGAUGAUGUUGUGUUUGGGGUGGUGAUGAAUACGCGUACUAUUCCAUUGCCCCAGGUGCAGACAAUCCUCGGGCCCUGUAUCAAUCUCAAUCCACUACGAGCCCCCAUCGCGCAAGUUUCCACCGUCUACGACCUAUGCAGGCUAUUACGUGAUCAAUACACACAAUCUGUGCAAUUCUCUCACCUCGAUUUCUCCGACAUACGUGCCAAAAGUACGGACUGGCCUUUAGAUACCAAAUUGGGAUGCAUAGUCAACCACUUGGGCGGGGCUGAGAAUAGCCCCUUGACUUUAGGAGCCAGAGCCAACAUUUCCGAUUCCUUGGUCAUGAGUCGGAUCAAUUUGGAGGAUCAGCUUUUGAUCCGGUCCAUUCCCGGUGACGGAAAACUGCAGGUUCAAGUUCUCACAUCCAAUAAAAUCAUGGUGUCAGAACAAGCUGGGUUGCUGGCGAAAAGACUGAUCGAGACGGUAAAUGUGUUCGCGAGGUCUCCAGAAGCAUUGCUCUCUUCUAUGUGUUCUUAA
This is a messenger RNA of Penicillium expansum, 6741 nucleotides long. RefSeq lists its product as uncharacterized. Bases 1 to 6741 code for a protein of 2246 amino acids. Lineage: Eukaryota; Fungi; Ascomycota; Eurotiomycetes; Eurotiales; Aspergillaceae. Gene Ontology annotation, molecular function: phosphopantetheine binding; catalytic activity. The record is from RefSeq and is a predicted model, not a curated record. The transcript is spliced from 2 exons. Gene Ontology annotation, biological process: amino acid activation for nonribosomal peptide biosynthetic process; secondary metabolite biosynthetic process. Gene Ontology annotation, cellular component: cytoplasm.